CGGGCGCUGUUGAGAAAGAUACGCUCCCACGUCCCACCUCCUGGAUGCAGAGUCAGUAGGAAAAGCCAGGUUUUCCUUCCAGAAACAAGGGAGAGAGCGGAGGAGACAGCUGCUGUGGAGGUUUCUAAGGAGACUCAGACUGGCUUCUUUCCCUGCUCCCAGGAGACGGCAAGAUACCUCAGAAGAGAGAAACGCUGCUCCCUGGCCAACAAGCAGCCCCCAACCUGGAUGGAGUGAAAGAUGCGGCCUGAUGACAUUAACCCGAGAACUGGGCUGGUGGUGGCCCUGGUCAGUGUCUUCCUGGUCUUUGGCUUCAUGUUCACCGUCUCUGGGAUGAAAGGAGAGACUCUGGGAAACAUCCCCCUCCUGGCCAUCGGGCCAGCCAUCUGCCUACCAGGCAUCGCGGCCAUUGCCCUGGCUAGGAAAACGGAGGGAUGCACCAAGUGGCCUGAAAAUGAGCUGCUGUGGGUCCGCAAGUUGCCCUGCUUCCGGAAACCCAAGGACAAGGAGGUGGUGGAGCUGCUGAGGACACCUUCGGACCUGGAGUCGGGCAAGGGAAGCUCAGAUGAGCUGGCUAAGAAGGUGGGCCUCAGGGGAAAGCCUUCCCUCCAAGGGCAGGCUGAGGUGCCCAUGGCCAGCUCCAUCACCACCCCCACCCCCACGGAGGAAGGAGAAUGCCAGAGCCUGGUCCAGAGCGGGCAUCGGGAGGAGGCAUCAAGAUACCUGGAUGGCUACUGUCCCUCGGGCAGUUCCGUCACCUACAGUGCCUUGGAAGCCAAGUGCUCAGCCUGGGACCGGUCCCAGUGCCCUGAGCCUGAGGACAGCAUCUUCUUCGUGCCCCAGGACAGUAUCAUCGUUUGCUCCUACAAGCAGAACAGUCCCUAUGACAGAUACUGUUGUUACAUCAAUCAGAGCCAAGGCAGGUGGGACCACGAGACAAUACUCUAAGCUUUGCAUACAAAGGUUGCUGUGUUGAUAGACACAUGACUACACUCAGCUCCCGAAAGAAGGAAACUGCUCUGCUCCAACAGCCUUCACACUGUUAGAAAUGGACCUGGUAUGUGACGGGUGUGCAAACGUCUGGUGCCUGAGAGCCAUGUACAUAGGCAUGUCGGAGACACAUUUCAGGGAAGGGUGAUGAGGGCUACGGACACUGGAAGAGGCAGUGGGUAGGAGAGGAAGCAGUUCCAGUCACUUUUUAACGAUUUAAACUGUGCUGGAUGUUUUGUAAAAUAACCCAAAAAAGUGCUACCCGGCACCUGCUCAAAGUAAGAUAGGUCUAGAGUGGGCUGCAGAUGCCAGGCAUGAAAUGAUACAGGGGCUGUCCACAGGGAAACAGAGCUGCUUCCGGUCUGAAGAAAUGGAAAGAAAAAACAGUUGAAUGCUUCAUUAUGUGAAACGAUUUUUAUCUGGUGAAAGCUUUUCACACUUAGCAUUUGCUGAAAGAAAGAUAAAUCAAGAAAAAACAGCUACAUCCCUCCUCAGGUGGGGUGCUUUUCAGACAAAGGGGAGUUAAAGACAGUUGAAUUAUAUAAUUGAGUUUUAUGAUAUUAUCCUCUGACAAGAUCAGGGAUUUCAAAUAAAGUAAAAUAAGUGUGACCAGCUGUGUGAAAAACUAGCAUUUUUAAAUGGCUAUGUUACUUCUUAAACUCUUCAUUUAAAUUGAUUUACUGGGUCUUUACCUGAAGUGUUUUUUAAC
Equus quagga is the source of this 1699-nucleotide messenger RNA. RefSeq names its product transmembrane protein 215 (gene TMEM215). The record is from RefSeq and is a predicted model, not a curated record. The coding region runs from base 241 to 948 and encodes 235 amino acids. The transcript has 2 exons. Lineage: Eukaryota; Metazoa; Chordata; Mammalia; Perissodactyla; Equidae.